AUGUCGGCCGCCAGCUGUUGCCGACCGCCCCCCUCGCAGGGGCCGAUGCUGGGCAGGGACAUCCCCGGCCCCGCCAAGCGGCCCAGCCUCCCCGAGGGGGUCCCGCUCCUGCCCGGGGGCUACAGCACCACGCCGGGGGGGACGCUGUUCGGGACCAUGCCCGGGGGUACACGAAUCAUUUACGACCGUAAUUUUUUAAUGGAGUGUCGCAAUUCUCCAGUUGCCAAAACACCACCGUGUCAUCUUCCUGACAUUCCAGGCGUUACAAGUCCAAGUGCAAAGGAACUCGGAUCGGAGACCAAUCAUGCCCACAACGAGGAGGAGAAACCAGGCAUAGGUGAGGAAGCCCAGUUUGACAUGGAUAUCUAAAGCUUUGGUUCGGAGAAUACGAGGAGGUUUUUUUUCUCCCCUCCAGUGGAAACGCAGAAUCAGCAGUGCUUCCAAAACAAGUGAGACUUGUAGAAUAGUCCACGCUUUGCAAAGCUUUCCAAUCUGGAAGGUCCACUCAUUUUUAUUUUUUAACGCGGAAGUGGGGAAGGCGAUUUCCAGUGGCGUAAGGAGUGAAAACGGUGGCAGGUUUCUCUGUACGGGAUGGUGGUGCUGCCAGUGA
Euleptes europaea (tarantolino) is the source of this 610-nucleotide messenger RNA. RefSeq names its product eukaryotic translation initiation factor 4E-binding protein 1-like. NCBI's taxonomy places the organism in Eukaryota, Metazoa, Chordata, Lepidosauria, Squamata, Sphaerodactylidae. The coding region runs from base 1 to 369 and encodes 122 amino acids. The transcript has a single exon. Gene Ontology annotation, molecular function: eukaryotic initiation factor 4E binding. The record is from RefSeq and is a predicted model, not a curated record. Gene Ontology annotation, cellular component: cytoplasm. Gene Ontology annotation, biological process: negative regulation of translational initiation.